Nematostella vectensis (starlet sea anemone) is the source of this 2300-nucleotide messenger RNA. RefSeq names its product myc box-dependent-interacting protein 1. Lineage: Eukaryota; Metazoa; Cnidaria; Anthozoa; Actiniaria; Edwardsiidae. Bases 65 to 1417 code for a protein of 450 amino acids. Gene Ontology annotation, cellular component: plasma membrane; cytoplasm. The record is from RefSeq and is a predicted model, not a curated record. The transcript is spliced from 16 exons. Gene Ontology annotation, molecular function: protein binding; phospholipid binding.
GCGGGGACAUGGCAGGAGAUGACACUUCCCUGCCAGCGGUUAUCCAAAUAUCAGUGGAAGAAAAAUGGCGGAAAAGGGAGAAAAAAGUUUAGAGAAAGGCUUUCUCGCUCGUACAGCCAGUAUCACCUCAAAACGAGCGAAACGUGCUCAGGAAAAGGUCAAGCAAAAACUUGGUAAAGCAAACGAGACGAAAGAUGUCACAUUUGACGAGUUUGUGAGCAACUUCAACAAACAGCAAGCUGCAGCCCAAAAGCUCCAGAAAGAAUUUAAGAAUUAUAACAACUGUGUUAAAGCUAUGCUGUCUGCAAGUGCUGAUUUCAGCGAAGCCAUGAAAGAUGUCUAUGAACCUGACUGGUCAGGACGUGAUGUAGUAUUUAAGCUGCUAGAUCAGCUGCAUGUCUAUUAUGCUGAUCUCCAAGAGAAGCUUCAGGACGAAGUGCUUGGUCCAUUAACAGCCUACCAAAGCCAAUUUCCAGAUAUUAAGGCAAGAAUAAACAAGCAUGGGCGAAAACUGGUGGAUUAUGAUCGUUAUCGACAUAAUUAUGAGGCAAUGAGAGCAAAAGGAAAAGGUGUUGAUCAAAAGAAGUUAAACCAGUGUCAAGAAGAAUUUAGUGAGGCAAAGUCUGUUUACACUAAACUUCAUGCUGAAUUGUAUGAAGAGUUGCCAGCUUUGUAUGACAGCCGGAUAGCAUUUUAUGUAUCAUCUUUUCAGAGUAUUUUUACUGCUGAAGCUAUAUUUCACAGAGAAGCUGGCAAGAUAAAAACACAAAUGAAUGACUUAAUGGAUGGACUUGUAGAUGAGCUUUCAUCUGGCACACAUACCUCAAGGCGGCCAUUCCAGUUAUCAAGUAUAUCACCAAUCUCUGACAGCGAUGAAUCUGAGCAUUUAUCAAAUCCUGGAGAAGUGGCAGAACCAUUAAACACUGAAUCAGCAGUAUGCAAUGAUGAAGAGCCAAGGGAUGAAAAUAUAGAAGCUCCAGCCUUUCAGGGAGUUGAAGAAGAUGAGGGACCAGCGGACGGUGCUAGUCCUGUGCAUCCCAACCUACCCACAAAUGAAGGAUCAGAAGAUGACCUAUCAGAGGAUGAACAGAAGCCUGCAAACAAUCUUCCACCAUCUAGACCACCUGCUCCCAUAGAUAAACCCACUCCUACACCGAGACCACCCAUACUGAAUGCCGCAACAGAGGAUCCAGCCACAAAUGCUGAAAUUCCAGGAGUUCUGUACAAGGUCCGUGCCACUCAUAAAUAUAACGCUGAGGAUGACGAUGAACUGUCUUUUGAAAAGGAUGAUAUCAUUCAUGUCAUAGCAUUUGAUGACCCUGAUGAAGAACAGGAUGAAGGGUGGCUAUUAGGAAUACUGGAUUCAACAAGAAUAAAAGGCGUUUUUCCUGCAAACUUCACUAAAGUGAUAUCUUGAGAUGAGAUUUAGCUAGGCAACUAAAAUCAGUAAGAAUUGAAAUAGUAAAUUUAGCGUAUUCAAGAAAUUAAAUAGAAUACCAUCACUUGAUGGGGCCUGAAAACAAAAUAUGCAACCAUUGAGAUCCCAUCCUGUAUGUAUAUCGCUAACACACAAAAUGAUGGUUUGAACAGGUGGGAGUCGCAUUUCAGGUUUAUUUUUAGCUGCAUUAGCCUAAUUUAUACAAUAACACCAUCACUCUCCCAUUGUCAUGACAUCAUAAACCAUUUUAUUCCAAGCCAUCUAGGAAAACCCUUUUUAUGGUGAAUACAUAAUAUUGUGCUGAAGCUGGUUUUAAAUAAUUAUCACAACUGUGUUUUUGUGCCUUUUCAUUUUUCAUUGUUAAAGAAAAAAAAUAGCUUAGUUUUUCAAUAACAAGGCAAACUAAGAUGUUGUUGUAGAAGCCUACUAAGUUGUCAAAACCUGCUACUUACUAAAACAAGAGAAAACUUCUUAAGGGAUCUUGGUGGCAAAAUCAAAGCUUAAAAUGUUGCGGAGAAAAGUAUAGAGGUCAGUAACUGAGAUUAGCAGAGCAUAGCAUAUAAUUAUCUCUUGUAGCUAUUUUGUUAAAGCCUGAGAACCAAGAGUGAGGCCAAUUUUACUGAUUUGAAUAAUCUUUUAGCCCUCCAUCAAUCACCUAUUAAAGAUUUCUAUGAGAGCUCACCAAGGAAUGGAUUAAUUAACAGCAGUCAUUUCUUACCAAUCCCAUACUUUUUGUUCCUGUGAUGUAAAUAUAUUUUCUAGGUUAAGCCAUACAGUAAUUCCUUGUAGAUAAUACAGUUAUAUAAAGUGGCUCAGUAGAAUUUUUUUUAACAAAGAUAAUAAAUUAAUGCUGUAUACCGCU